Molecule: messenger RNA, 279 nt
Organism: Auanema sp. JU1783
Lineage: Eukaryota; Metazoa; Nematoda; Chromadorea; Rhabditida; Rhabditidae
Source: the annotation of a GenBank genome assembly
AUGCGUGUCCCCGCUGGCGCACCUGUGCCGUUCUGGCUCGGUAUGAAAAAUAGGUUUCCUGCUCUGACCAAGUUUUCGAAACCCUCUCUUGGAACUGUCGGUGUUGCUUGUACAAUCCUCAUCACUGGAUUCGCUAUUUAUGCUGUGGGUGUAUAUCCCAAAAUACACAAUGAUUAUUACAAGAAAGCUCAAGCUGAGGAAAGAGCUCAACUCAAAUGGAAUAAGGAAGAGUUGGCUCAGGGUCAACGCGUUUGGUCAGAUCCCUUUGGAAAGAAAUAA